AUGGCAGAUGGUGGAAUUAUUUGGAUUCAUUAAAUAUUUGGAAUUAAGAGUCUAAUGAUGACUGUGAAUCCAUUAUUGAUUGUUGGAAAAGCACAGCUGGUUCGCUCAUGUCCUUUAGAGAAGAAAAUUGCCAUCCUUACCUGGUCUGGCAUACAUGUGACUCCACACCCACAACAAUGUGGUGACCUCUUAACGGCCGCCUGAGCAAUUAGAGAUGGGGCAAUAAAUGCUGCCUAGCCAGUGAAGCCCUCAUCCCAUGAAUGAAUAAAGGAAAAAAAAACGACAAUGGCAAAACUAAAGAUUGUCAGAAUCUAGGAACUAAAUUAAAGAAUAGGGCCUCAAGUGUUAUAAUCUCCAGAUUACUGUCAAAGCCAUGUGCAAAUCAGCAUGGGGACGCAAGAAUAAGGGAAGUAAAUGUGUUUAAAAGAGUGGUGCAGGAAAGUGGGGUUCCAUUUUAUAGGGCACUGGCAUCAGUAUUGGAAUAGGAGGGAUCUGUACCAUUGGGACGGUCUCCACCCGAACUGAGCUGGGACUAAUGUUCUUGCGAAAAGAGUAAAUAGGGUGGUCAACAGGACUUUAAAUGGGAAAGUUGGGGGGCAGGUGCGAAAGGGUAAAAUGCCAAGAAGUAAAUUGGCCAAUGGGAAACGGAGGAGCAGGUUAAAAUCUGUGAGGUGGAAUCAACUGCACGGAAAAUAUGAAAAUAAAGGAGAACUCAGGAGAGGCUAUUAAAGUCUCCAGCACACAAAAUAGGACAGACUGUUUGGAAAGGGUUAGAAAUCAAACUUCAGCCAGAGUUUGGUGAAUCUAUGGAAUUCAUUGCCAGAGAAGGCUGUGGAGGCCAGGCCAUUGAGUAUAUUUAAUUUAGGUUCUCGAUUGUCAAGGGGUUCAAGGAUUACAGGGUGUAAGUGGGAGAAUGGAGUUGAGAAACUUAUCAGCCAUUAUUGAGUGGCAGAACAGACUUGAUGGCCCGAAUGGCCUAUUUUCUGCUCUUGUGUCUUAUGGUAAUAACAACCUCAACGUGACAGCCCAAAUCAAACUUUUUUUAAUAGUUCACCCAAGAACCUGUCGGCCAUGUGAUCAGAGGUAGUAGGCGUCUUCUAGGUUAUUGUGUUGUAUGUGCAUAUCACAAACACAUCUAUUCCUGUCCGUAUUUACAAACGUUCCAUCUGAGACAUGGGUUAUAAUCAGACCUGGGAACUGUACCAGUGCUAAAUAUUUGUCUUGGGUCCCUAAUCAAUAAAUAGAGGUCAGGAAUCAAAUCUGGGACUAUACUGCUGUAUAUAUCUCAGUGCGAUAUUUAGUUACUGGUCAAUAAUUGGGCCAGAUCUUCUAGUUUUUGAAUCGGUGAGUGGGUUUGUGACGGAAUAAGAACAUAGGAAACUUUUUACAGUCCUGUCAAGCAUACCUAUACGGAAGUAGCUUGGAAAGUUUGUGGCAAUUCCAUUGGCUCUGGGAGCCUGGCUGAUCAUCUCUGACUCCGAGUUGGCAUCAGAACCUUAAGACAGUUCUGUAGUACUUGCAUGAAUAGUUACGCAUUAAAUGAUUUAGAUUUAAAUCUGGUAUAAUACUUUGAAAAAUCACAGUUGACCUAAUUCAACGACCACACGCGCACGCGGGCAGGCAGACACGAGUUGAAUAAUGCAGGAAAAUGUCUUAACAGUGCAAAAUUGCUAGCUGUACUAGAAUUUGGUCUAAUGUUCUUUUAGUUCUCUAAUUCUGGUCUUUUAUGUGUUGCCUCUGAGUUUGGUAACAGGACCUUCAACCACUUCAGUUAUUUGGGAACAUAUGAACAUCCUCUCAAAUCUUUUUAAAGCCAUCUUAAAACACCCUUCUGCAAUCAAGCUGCAGGUCAAUUUCUAUAACACUCCUCAAAGGAGUAUGGAAUCUCUAUCCAAAUGUGGCUCCGUAGGAAAUCCACUUUCAAGCUUGGAAAACAUUUCGUUUACUUCUGUUGCUGUUCAACAGAAGGCAGUGCCUCAUGUGACAACCACUGAAUCAAGAAACAAUGAUGAGGCUAAUGGGAUGAGCCUGGCUGCCAACAGCAAAGCUAUAGUUUUGGCUUUGAAAAAUCUUCAGGAGAAGAUUCGGUGUUUAGAAGUGGAACGUGCUGAAGCUGAAAAGAAAGUACAAAGUCUGAGCUAUGAAUGCAGUCAGUACAAACAUAUACCAGAGCAAGGAAAGAAAAAUAACACCAGAAUUGAAAAGGGAGCAUCUGAUGAACUUGCUGUUCAGCUGGCAAAUGUUGAAGACCGUUGCUCACUUUUGGAGAAACAGCUAGAAUACUUGAGGACGAUGGUGGACCAUACAAAAACUGAGAAAAACAUUUUAUUGGAGAAACAGACCUCACUGCAGAUGGAUAGGCACUGGAACCAUGCAGAACUGCAAUCAAAGCUUGAAAAACUGGAAAUCCUAGAACAAGAGUGUCUAAAGGUCAACGCAACACAGACCAGAGCUGAAAAGAAAAUUUAUGAACUGGAACAGAAACUUCAGGAAGAAGAACAUCAGCGUAAGCUUAUACAAGAUAAAGCAGCUCAGCUUCAGACUGGACUUGAAAUAAACAGAAUACUUUUGGGAUCAUGCUCUGUAAAGAAAAAAAAGAAAAUCAAGAAAAGGAAAGACAUUAUGAAGAAUGAGAUGAGAGGAGAAAACUCUUGCUCGCCUCAUGUUUUGUCAAGCCGUGCAGAAUUUCCAUUUGUUGCUGGCACAUCUGUUAGUUCCAGUCAUUCUGUCACAGCAAACAUACAAAAUGUUUUCCAUCUGAUGAAGCAUUAUAACAAAAUGGCGUUUGAUGGAAGACAGAAACUUCCUGUUCAGAAGACACUUAAGAAUCGACAAAAAGUAACUUGUGCUACUGGCAGAGUGAAGAAAAGGGAUCUCCAAUUUGUUUCCUGUCCCUUAUCCUCUUCACCAACAGAGCUUUCUGAGCUUCUUUUAGCGUUGCAAGAUGAGCUGGGCCAAAUGAGUUUUGAGCAUCAAGACCUGCUAAAACAAAUACAAGGUACCAAAAAUAUUGAUGUCCGUGAAGAUUUAGAACGUGAACUUGAGUGUCUGGUAAAACGGAUGGAGAAGAAAGGGGAUCAAAUUUCUAAACUCAAAAAGCACCAGGGUGAUGUUGAGAAAUUGAAGGUAAAAGCGAAAGAAAUUAAGAGGGAGAUGUCUGACACUAAAAAACGAACAAAAGCUUUGGAUGAAAUGAAGGAAGUGCCAGUACCCAAGGGAACAGAAUUUUCAGUCAAAACAACUUGUGCUGCUGCCCAGAAAGGAAAAGAGAGCCUUCAGCUGCUUAGGAAUGCACAGAAACUGCAGCUCUCUCUGAGGCAAAAUGACAUCACAUGGGAACAGUGAUUACUGGUUCAGAAGGCAAUGUCUGUAAAUUUGACUCUGAAUUUAAUUACUAACUUACUGUAGAGUAACUUAAUGAAUCUACACAUUUUAAUUGUGUUUUAAUGUGAUGCUCGUUGCUUUGAAACUGACUUGAGGCACUGCUGAUGAUCACAUGGGGUAAUGUACCUGAAUUUCAACAUGGUUUUCUUAAUUCCUAUUUUUCGCCUAUUGAAAUAAUUUACAAUGUGCAUUUUGUGCAGCACCGUCCUUGUUGGGAGAUAGUUUGGGAUUGUCACUAACCUUUUGUAUGUGUAUGGGUUACUUUUGUAUUCAAAUUAAUAAAACCUCUUGGUCACUUAUUGUGUCCUGCUUUCACUAUC
Stegostoma tigrinum is the source of this 3704-nucleotide messenger RNA. RefSeq names its product centrosomal protein 57, like 1 (gene cep57l1). The record is from RefSeq and is a predicted model, not a curated record. Lineage: Eukaryota; Metazoa; Chordata; Chondrichthyes; Orectolobiformes; Stegostomatidae. Gene Ontology annotation, molecular function: identical protein binding; gamma-tubulin binding; microtubule binding. The coding region runs from base 1786 to 3345 and encodes 519 amino acids. Gene Ontology annotation, cellular component: centrosome. The transcript is spliced from 11 exons.